Messenger RNA from Prunus armeniaca (apricot), 546 nucleotides. The record is from the annotation of a GenBank genome assembly. NCBI's taxonomy places the organism in Eukaryota, Viridiplantae, Streptophyta, Magnoliopsida, Rosales, Rosaceae.
AUGCAUUUACUAAAUGCCCUCUUCAACUUGUUUCUGGAAUCAGGGAAAAGUACACUGGCAUGCUCAGUAAGUAGAGAACUGCACUCCAAGGGAAAGCUGUCAUACAUCCUUGAUGGAGACAACCUUCGGCAUGGUCUGAACAAGGAUCUUGGUUUCAAAGCAGAAGACAGGGCUGAAAAUAUACGCAGAGUUGGGGAGGUAGCAAAACUGUUCUCGGAUGCUGGAUUGAUCUGUAUUGCUAGUCUGAUAUCUCCUUAUAGGAAAGAUCGUGAUGCUUGCCGUGCAAUGUUAUCAGAUGCAAGUUUUAUUGAGGUUUUCAUGAACAUGCCCCUAGAAUUAUGUGAGUCAAGAGAUGCAAAAGGCCUUUACAAGCUUGCACGUGCUGGAAAGAUUAAAGGUUUUACUGGAAUAGAUGAUCCAUAUGAACGACCAUUGAACUGUGAGAUAGAAAUAGAACAGAAAGACGGAGUUUGCCCCAAGCCUGCUGCCUUGGCAAGCCAAGUAGUGUCCUACUUAGAGGAGAAAGGAUUUCUUCAAGUUGAGUGA